AUGGAUCGUUUUGAUGUUGGUUUGUUAUGGAAAUUAUGGUUAAUCAGUGUAAUAACAGUGAAUUGUAAUGCCAUACCAAAAGAAUCAUAUCAGAAUCAAAUACCUGUACAGGCAUUGUAUAAUGCUAGUGAUAAUGUUGUUAUUUUAAACGUCACUAAUUUUAAAUCUUCUGUCUACGAAGAUACAAAAGGUUGGUUAGUUGAAUUUUACAAUAGUUGGUGCGGUCAUUGUUUUCGAUUUGCACCGGUGUGGAAAGAAUUCGCUAAUGAUAUUUAUGCAUGGAGAGAUAUUGUAGUAGUUGCUGUAAUAGAUUGUGCUGAUGAUGAUAACAAUCCAAUCUGUCGCGAAUAUGAAAUUAUGCAUUAUCCAAUGCUUAAAUACUUUUCUAUAAAUGCACAUCCACCAUCAUUGGGAUUAUUAAUGGAAAAAUAUGAUGAUAUUAAUGAACUUAGACAUAAUUUAAUAGAUUUGUUAGAAAGAGAACAACAAGAAGGAAGAGGUAUUUCAUGGCCUAAUAUAGCACCAUAUAGAAAUUAUGAAACAACAAAUAUUUGGAAAGCUACACCAAAUAAUGUAAAAUAUGUUUUCUUACUGUUUGAAAGGACAGAUUCACAUUUGGGUGCUGAAAUUAUAUUAGAUAUGCACAAAAUUACAUUAUUACAAAUAAGAAGAAUAUUAUCUGACAAUGAAUUAUUAUGCGAGACAAACAAAAUCACAAAUUUUCCAAGUUUAAUAGUCUUAGGUCGCAAUGAGACACAAAAUUUUCUUAAAAUUAGAAUACCUACAAGAGAAGGUGUUUUCAAUACCAUUAAAGAAUUUCUGAUUUCAAAAGGAGAAACUAUUCAUGAACAAAAUUUUAUCAAAAAUCAUUCAAUAAAAAAUGAAAAUCAGAAGUUAAGUGUUAAUACUCCAAAACAACCACAGACAACAGAACAGCUAGAAAAUACAGAGAUAAGCGAAGAUUAUUUAUAUCAACUUGACUUGGAAAAUGCAUUAAAGUAUUCAAUCUCUCAUGAAAUUUCAUUACAGAAAAUGAUAAAAGAUAAAAAAAUGGAUGCAUUGAAAAAAUAUUUAAAUGUUUUGACUGAAUAUUUUCCUUUGAGAUAUGGUAACAUUUUUCUAGAAACCACUAGAGAUAUUAUUAAAAAAAGAAAUAAUAUAUCUGGGGAGGAAUUUAGUCAAAUAAUAAAAUCUAUAGAAGAAGAAAUGUCACCUGUAUACUCUGGACCUUCAAAGUGGAUUGGAUGUAAAGGAAGUAAAGAAAGAUAUCGUGGGUAUCCCUGUGGCCUUUGGACAAUGUUUCAUAUGUUGACGGUUAAUUUUGCUAUCCUAAAUAAAAAUGUUGAAUAUGAACCAAGAAAAAUAUUAGAAGCAAUACAUGGAUACAUAGAAAACUUUUUUGGAUGUGCUGAUUGUGCUCAACAUUUUGUUCAAAUGGCCGCAAAAAACAAAAUGUUUGAUAUAUCUAAUGCUAAUGACAGUAUUUUGUGGUUAUGGUCAGCUCAUAAUGAAGUAAAUACAAGACUAUCAGGUGAUGAUACAGAAGACCCAAAACAUAAAAAAAUUCAAUAUCCAGCAGCUGAACAUUGUCCAAAUUGUAAAUAUGAAAAUGGUACUUGGAAUGAAGAAAAUGUUCUAGUUUAUCUUAAGACAAAGUAUAGUUAUACAGGAAUAAAUUAUUAUGAUUCAGUCAAAACACAUAAGAAUAAUAAUGGUAAUAAUAGUAAUAAACUAAAAAUAAGACAAGAAAGACUAGUACUAAGUAAAUAUACAAAUAAUAAGAAAACUGGAUGGGAUUUUACAAUUUUUGACAUAAGCAUUUGUGUCGUGUUAUAUGUUGCAUCUGCAAUCAUACUUAUAUUAGUUUGUAUAAAAUUUGCAGUCAAAAGAACUUACAGAAAACGACAUUACGUCAGUUUAUUUGCAAAAUGUGAUUUUUAUUUUUGUUAAUAGAGAAAUAUAAAAUUUGAAAAAGAAAUCAGUUUUAAAAAAUUAAUAAAAUUAAAAAUAUAGUUAUGUUUAUAAAUAUAUUGUACAUAUAUUAUUUCGAAUCGUACAGUUUUUUUUACAAGAACAUAAUAAGUAUACAGUUUUAAUUACUCUUUCAAAUGAUAUUAAUUAAAAUCAAAGUAUAUUAUAUAUUUAUUCUUAUUUAUUACGAAUUUAAUGUAUGAGAUUAUGUAAGAGUGGGAAAAACAUGUUGAUAAUUAUCUAAUCUUAAUGUAUAAAAUUUUAUAACAAGAUUAUAUGUUCUUUUUUUGUCAUGAGACAUCAAUUAAAUUAUGUCAAUACAAAUAUAAUUGUACAUUCAGCAUUAUUGCAUUAAAAUGAAAAUAUGUAGUAAAAGUUAAUUAAAUAUUUAAGUUUAGUAUAUAACACCAUAUAACUAUUGA
Molecule: messenger RNA, 2393 nt
Organism: Heterotrigona itama
Lineage: Eukaryota; Metazoa; Arthropoda; Insecta; Hymenoptera; Apidae
Source: the annotation of a GenBank genome assembly